Messenger RNA from Branchiostoma floridae (Florida lancelet), 2579 nucleotides. RefSeq lists its product as uncharacterized. The record is from RefSeq and is a predicted model, not a curated record. The transcript has 8 exons. The coding region runs from base 134 to 1210 and encodes 358 amino acids. Lineage: Eukaryota; Metazoa; Chordata; Leptocardii; Amphioxiformes; Branchiostomatidae.
UACAACCUUUGACCCUUGCCCCUGUCACAAGCUGAACAGGCGGUACACAUCUGGCGAAGGUGGGAGUUUUGAAGCUGAUGCGGUGAAAGAAAAGCUUGAUUCUAUUCAGUGUAGGUGGCAAAACGACCCAGAUAUGACAGAAAAGCAGCUAACGGAGUCUUGGUUGAUCGCGUUCCGCAGUCCGUUCGAGAUCUACGAGAAACAUGCCAACUUCCUGGUAGCUGAACUGGCCUUCUACCCAAUGGCACUGCUCACUUUUAUGCAUGCCAUGCGUAAAGGAGGUCGUUACCGGAACAUGUGGAUCGCAGCGCUGUUUCACGGACUGGUUUCAGAGAUGAUUUCUUACUGGGUACCGGAGAUCGACAACUUCUGGCACGCGCAGUCUUCCAUCAUGAUGCUGGGCAGGAGGCUCCCUCUCUACAUUUUGUUGAUUUACCCGACCAUACACUAUGUUUCCACUGUGGCGGCCAGUCGGCUGAAGCUGGGCAUCUUCCCGACGGCAUACGCGGCCGGGCUGGCGGACUCCGUGUUCUAUCACGUGUACGACAUCGUGGGAAUCAAGCUGCUGUGGUGGACCUGGCACGACACCGACCCUAACAUCUACGAGCGACACUUUUGGGUGCCCUUUGCCAGUACCCUGUUCCGACUCACCUUCUCUUCAGCCUUCACCCUUCUGUACUUUGGAACUCACAAGUUGCUGACUGGCAAAAGCAUGUACCAAACCGGGAGGACCAUGGAGGAAUAUGCCUUGGGACAUAAACAUGACAUGAUCAUAACUAUCCUUAACGGAAGCCACCCCUGGAAAGAUGAGCUGACCCUGGUUGUUCUGCUCCACUUCUUGACCUUCGCUGGACUUGCCGUUUUCGCUAAACCGGAGACGAUUGUGUCUACCGGUGUGCAUGAACCUGUCGGGCCGUGCAAUGAGACAUUGCCAAUGUACAAUGCCAUUGGGCAGCUUGUAUCGAAGAGGAAGUACCUGUGCCCCACCGACUAUGACGAGGGCUACAUGGAUUUCCACUGUGUUCCCGGUGGAAGGGCGCCCCCUGGCGUGCACCACUGGUACACCGUGUGUGGAACCCCCCAUGAGAACCAUGCGGAACACAUCACUGUGGUGUGGGGCUUCUGUCUGCUGGGCCUGACCUACUACUACAACCUGCUGGCCUGCUCUGGUCUGGACGAGUCGACCAACAAGAAACACAAAACAAAUUGAUAGAAUGCCACAUUUGUAGCUGCUUUUAAAUUGGCUUUUAUUCAGUAUUAGAAAGAAGGCAUAAUGGUCUCUUUUGAGAUUCUACAUUACAACAACCUGCUGGUCUGUUCUGGUCUGGACGAGUCACCGAACAAGAAACUCAAGACAAAUUAACAGCCACAUUUUUAGCUGCUGUAGAAUUGGCUUAAUCAAAAGAUGAGUAAAUUUCAUUGGGAGUAUAGACCAAGAUUUCGCUGGCUGAUAUAGGCAUAAUAGUCUCUUUUGAGAUUCUAACGUUACAUGAUUGUAUAGUACAACAACCUGCUAGUCUGGUCUGGACAAGUCGACGAACAAAAAGCACAAAACACAUUAACAGAAUGCCACAUUUUAGCUGCUUUUAAAUUGGCUUAAUCAAAAGACAUUGGUAGUCCAGGCUAUCAUUGGCUAAUGUGAUAUAUUCAGUAUUAAAAAUAAGGCAUAGUGGUCUCUUUUGAGAUUCUACAUGUACAAUACAACAACCUGCUGGCCUGGUUUGGUCUGGAUGAGUCUCCGAACAAGAACAAACACAUUUUAGCUGCUUUUAAAUUUGCUUCAUCAAAAGAUGAGUAAACUCUAUUGGGAGCAUUGGCCAAGGCCUUCACCGGCAAAAAAAUCUGUUCAGUCUUGAACAGAAGGCAAAAUGCCAAACACAAAAUAAACUGAGGAAAGUCAGUAAGAAAUUAUUCAGGCUAAACAGUACGGGGUCUACAUUUAAAGACAAGAUUUAGUGUGUUCUUCAACAGAAUUGAUAAUGAAGGAUAAAUGCUGAUACUACUAUGAUCUAUUCACAAUGACUCACUUUAUCAAACAACUUGGCUAGUGUGAUAGGGAUACAAUGUAACACAUCUUUUAAAGGUCUUUCAACCUUUUUCAAAAAUGCAUUGUUCUUACUUUGUCCUAAUGACUAUGUUUGAAGGAUAAAUGCUGAAAGAUGCUACCAUGAUCUAUUCACAAUGAUCUAUUCACAAACAACUCAGCUAGUGUGAUAGGUAUACAAAGUGACUUUUAAACCUUUUCAAAAAUGCAUUGUUAUUACCUUCUGAUGACUACGUUUGUCCAAGCAGGUCUAUAUAACCUCCUGGAAUUGUGAGUCACCAAAUUUCACCCAUGAUAAGGACUCAGUUUUUACCCCACACCCUUAUAAUUCCUGAUGACUGGAGUUGUCCAAGAGAUUCACGAUGGGAAUAUAGACUAAGGACUUGAAGUGUAAUGCUUAAGACAAUGUGUAUUUCACCGAGUCACUCUUUUCGAUAAGAGUGUUGGGUUCUUUUACAUGCAGACUUCAGAGCUCCCCAUUUCAUAUCUUUAUCAUUCCUGGUGACUGAAUUAUCCAAGUGACAUAUCUCAUGAC